Messenger RNA from Teleopsis dalmanni, 807 nucleotides. RefSeq names its product glutathione S-transferase 1-like. NCBI's taxonomy places the organism in Eukaryota, Metazoa, Arthropoda, Insecta, Diptera, Diopsidae. Gene Ontology annotation, molecular function: glutathione transferase activity. Bases 63 to 731 code for a protein of 222 amino acids. Gene Ontology annotation, biological process: glutathione metabolic process. The record is from RefSeq and is a predicted model, not a curated record. The transcript has a single exon.
AUUUUACUCAGUUUGAAGUUGUACAUUCUCGGUUAAACAUAACGGACAGUAGACCGCUUAAAAUGGGUAAACUUGUGUUAUACGGUAUCGAUGCCAGUCCACCAGUACGUGCUUGUCUACUGACACUCAAAGCAUUAGAUUUACCUUUCGAAUAUAAACAAGUUAAUUUAUUGCAAGGUGAACAUCUUUCCAAAGAAUAUUUAGCCAAAAAUCCACAACACACAGUGCCCACCUUAGAAGAUGAUGGACACUUCAUUUGGGAUUCUCACGCAAUUAUAGCGUAUUUAGUACGUAAAUAUGGCAAAGAUGAUAAAUUAUAUCCAAAAGACUUUCUUAAACGCGCUGUUGUCGACCAACGUUUACAUUUUGAAUCCAGCGUCGUUUUCGUAGGCGCCUUGCGUAAUAUCACAUAUCCUCUGCUUUUCCUCAACGAAACCAAAAUUCCUCAAAGCAAAAUCGAUAAUGUCAUUAAUGUUUAUAAACUUUUGGAAACAUUCCUACAAAAUCAUCCAUAUGUCGCUGGUGACCAGUUAACAAUUGCUGAUUUCAGUCUUAUUUCAACAAUUUCUUCAGCAGUUGGUAUACUUGAAAUCAAGGAGAGUGAAUAUCCUAAAGUGAGUGCUUGGAUCAAACGUAUGGAGAAGUUACCCUACUACCAAGAAGCAAAUGCUAAGGGUGCGGAAAUGCUGAUUGGCAUGUUUAAAUCCAAGAAUUUCACAAUUGUGCCUUAAAACCCAUAACUGUUCAAAGCAUUUUAAAAUACUUAUUUUUUAAUGAAUAAUAAAAACAAACCUUUUAAACUAUAAA